UUAGCAGCAAGUUUACAAAAAUGAACAUUUCUCGGGGGAUUCCCCACGUUCUCGGUGUAGUGCUAGUAGUCUGGUUGCAGAUAGCGAAAACAGAAGUUUAUGAAGACUGGGGCCAGGCAUCCGCUGCUGUGCAAUUCAUUGUUGGAGGAGAUAUAGUGAACAAACGUGGCCUCUAUCCUUGGCACGUAGCCAUUCUGCACAAAGCAAAUUAUCAAGGCGGAGGUUCACUCAUCUCGCAGCAGUUUGUUUUGACAGUGACACACGUGACAUAUGAUCAUUUAGGGGAAAUGAUCGACCCAAAGAGCCUGACUAUUAAAGCUGGCAUGAUUAAAUUGACCGAUGAUGCAAAUGCAGAUAGUUAUAAAGUUGCGGAAACUCUUCGUUACCCUGGAUACAACCAGGAAAACCUCAUGCACGAUAUUUGUAUGCUUAAGGUGGACGGAAAAGUUUCGUUUGGUAAAUAUGUAAGACCCAUUUUUCUGUGGGACAAUAGCGACAAAGUCCUCUCCAAACUGGCUGAUGAAAAACAUAAGGCAACCGUCAUUGGUUUUGGAUUAACUGGAGCAGGUAGCAGUAGAAAUAACGAUUUGAGAUCUGCUUCGGUGGCCCCAAUCGGAUCCGAAGACUGCAUUAAAGGUUUCAAAGGUUUCAAAGAAGUAUUAUGGAAGGGUCGGAACUUCUGUGUCAAAGAUGCAGAGGCAACAGUAUGCAGAGGAGAUAGUGGAAGUGGAUUGGUGAACUACGUUCAGCAACGGAAGGCAUACUUCCUCCGAGGCUUAGUCAGUCAAGGGCAUGCAUCUUGCUCGAAGGGUUCUGAAGCAGUAUUCACCGAUGUGGGGCACUAUUUGAAAUGGAUCGAGAAGACUGCUCUGCCAACCAUGUUUAACUUACUGGGGAAUCCUACCUGCGACGGUGUAUCAAAGAACAAACAGUCACAAGUUUCUCUGCCAGGAUUGGUUAAUUUGAAGUAUUCCUUUAGAAAGUCAUUUUUCAUCAGCGAUUGCCACGGAAUAUUGAUAACGAAGAAACAUGUGCUCACUCAAGCCAACUGCGUCGCAUCAAACAGCGUUCGAAAAUUACACUCGGUUGCCACUGGAAGUUCUGUGAUUAAUGAUUAUUCGAAACUUUCUCAACAAUACGCCAUCGAGACGGUUAGUGUGGAGAAAGAGCUGGGUAUAAUAACACUCUCUGAUGAAGUGGCAGAAUCCGAUAAACCUGUUUGCAUUCCAACGCGACCAGAAGAAGGUAAAUUGAGUGUUCUGUUUUGGAAGCGGAAACUAAACCAUCCAAAGUAUGUGCAACAGCUCAGCACCAUUGAUCAGAGUAAACAAAUGGCCAACAUUCGCGAAAUCUUGAGCGUGAAUGUCACCGGUGAUACUGGUAAUCUGAGACUGGGUAGUGCUCCUCUGUUGUACACCGUUGACGAUGAGACCGGAGUACAUCUGUAUCUGAGGGCUUUGGAGAAGUGCUCCAUACAAGGAUGCCCCGAUGGCCAAUCACCAGCAUUUGUCGAUGUGCUGAAAUACAGGCAAUGGAUAAAGGAAAUAGCUGGGCAAUAUAUGAACCAUGAUUUAUUAACUCCCAAAUUAGGGGAUUAAGUAGUGGUGGGUUAAAGUUGUUAAAAGGUUCAAACGAAAUUCCUUUCAAUCGUUCAUAUUAAAAACCGAUCAUAGUUUAUUACGGAAUAAAGAUAAAAAAUCACAAGCACAAAACUGUGCCGUUGAGUU
This is a messenger RNA of Ochlerotatus camptorhynchus, 1727 nucleotides long. RefSeq names its product prostasin-like. NCBI's taxonomy places the organism in Eukaryota, Metazoa, Arthropoda, Insecta, Diptera, Culicidae. The transcript has 5 exons. Gene Ontology annotation, biological process: proteolysis. Gene Ontology annotation, molecular function: serine-type endopeptidase activity. The coding region runs from base 21 to 1598 and encodes 525 amino acids. The record is from RefSeq and is a predicted model, not a curated record.